Ruditapes philippinarum (Manila clam) is the source of this 814-nucleotide messenger RNA. RefSeq lists its product as uncharacterized. Lineage: Eukaryota; Metazoa; Mollusca; Bivalvia; Venerida; Veneridae. The record is from RefSeq and is a predicted model, not a curated record.
UGUAUACCUGAAGUACCCGGAUGUAAAAUUGAUGGAUGUGGCUCUCCAGUAGUUUCAAGCGGUACUGUUGUUGUCGGAAAUGAUUUUAAAGUUGAAGCUAGAUUAAAGUACGCAUGCGCUACAGGAUAUAGUAACAACGGAAGUAGUUUGAUCACGUGUGAAAGCAAUGGCCAAUGGUCUUCACUUGAUGCUUGCACGCAAGAUGCCAGUCAAUGCCCCCUGACAACAAAUUACCAAACGACUAAACUGAGUGAUCACACGAAUUUCAAAUACUGGUUGGUCCGGGGUAACAGUUUAUAUACCCAGGCAGAGGGAGCAGCACUGUGCCAAACAUGUCAGGGCAAACUUGUUGAGAUCCUCACUACUGCCAAGUUGACAUUUCUUAGAUAUAUCCUCACCAUGCAAGCUGAAGAUAUUGAUUAUUGGGUCGACGGAUCGAACGCAGGUGCCGCCAACUUCAGCUCGCACGACUCCUGGACCACGGCAUCGGGGGCAAUUAUACCAUUCGAUAUCGGUCUAUGGGCGCCGGGGAAACCCGACUUAUUAGAUGUUCAACACUGCAUCAGAUUAAGACCCUCCUCGGGCUACUAUUUCGACAACAAGGCCUGUGGUGUAUUGUAUAGAGUUAUUUGUGAACAAUAAUAUUAGAGUUUUAUGUGAACGAGAAGAGUUAGCAAACUUUUGAUUCCGAAAAGCAAACUUACUAAAAUCACCGAAAGUGUAUUUGUUUUUGUAAUUGUUAUAUUUCUACCCCGUGAUUUAAGCAGUGAAGACUUUUCCGAAAUGAUUUAACACGGAGAAAAGGUGAAAUUUA